CUUGCUUCCUCCACUAUAAGCCGACUGCUGCUGAAACAGAAUGCAGGUUUUGUUUGUGCUGGAAUUUGCAGCUUAAUUUAGUGUACCAAGAAACUAAAAAAACUUGAGAACUGUGCAGAGGAUGUGGGUGCAAGCUGAGGACAGUGCAGCGGCAGAGUCUGACGGAGAGAGUGGUUUAUCUUCUGAAGAUGAGGGAGACAUUCAGUGUGAGAUCCUGGAAAUGCAGAGGGAUGAAGCCAAUCAGAGACUGGCUGAAUUGGAGGAAGUCUCCAAUCAGCUCUUGAAAGAGAUGAAUGUACUGGAGAUCCAGUUCCAGAUUGAACGCUCCUGCAGGGAGAGUGCUGAGGCACUGGCUGUUAAAGUGACCAAAGACAACAAAGUCUUGAAGAGGAAGAGCCAGAUGCUGAUGCCGCUCAUCCCCGAGCAUCAUGAGAACUUGCCAACUGUGACCUUUGACCUAGAGCCUGACCCCGCCUUUAACUGUGACGUGGUUGAUCUUGGUGAUGACAGCAAGGAGGAGACGCUGCUGCUGGAGAGUCAAGUCAAGAUCGCAGAGCUGCAGGCGUCAGUGGAUGGUCUGCUGGCUGAGAAGCUGCAGCUGCAGCAACAAGUGGAGGAUCUGACCAAAGAGCAGGCCCAACUCAGAGAGCAGCUAGCACUGGAGAUUGAGGAAAAAGAGGCCAUACUGAGAAAAAUGAGCAAACAGAGCAAGACCAUGAAUAAAAUCAAACGAGUCUCCCAGCUUGUCACAGAGGAGUUUGCAGAAAUGUCUCAGAAACUGGAGCUGGAGCAGGGCCUCCGGCAGCACGCUGAAGUCUUCGCCCACCAGAUGAUGGCGCAGCAGACGGCAGCCAACACUCAGAGCAUGAGCGCAGAGACUGGCCUGCAGCUGCAGCAGACGCUGGAACAAAUCACCACCAUCAGCACAGCCCUGUGUGAUAUACAACGCUACUACCAGGACCAGGUAAAACAGAGUCAGAGUGUUGUGGAAGAAAGCAAUGUCCUCUCUGAGCUGCAGAGCCUGAGAGAACAGCUGGAGAAGAGUGAGGAGGAGAGGAAGACCUUAGAAAAUCAACUGUGUGAGGCCAACGGCACUGUCACACAGCUCCAGGAGGAGGUGAAACAGUUACAAGAUACACUGAAGAGGGAGGAUAAAACUGAAGAACCAGGGGACAGCAGCGUCCUUUCUGAGCUGCAGAGCCUGAGAGAACAACUGGAGAAGAGUGAGGAGGAGAGGAAGGCCUUAGAAACUCAGCUGUGUGAGGCUAACGGCACUGUCACGCAGCUCCAGGAGGAGGUGAAACAGUUACAAGUUACACUGAACAAGGAGGAUAAAACUGACGAACUGCAGGAGAAAUCCACUGCUGCUCCACCUCCACCUCCACCUCCGCCACCUCCUCCACCUCCUCUGCCCCUCACUACUGUCACCAGUUCAAUUGAUUUCAUGAGAAGCAGGAGAAAAGAUAAAACCAGUAAAGUUGAACUAAAUGAACCAGCACCCUUGUUGGACAUGAAGGCGAAAGCGGUGGAUGAAAUGAUGGAGAGAAUAAAGAAAGGCAUCAUCCUGAGGCCCAUCAAGAGAAUGCAGGAAGAUGACAGCUCAUGGAAGGACCAGAGGAGUGAAAACAGAAAAUCCGCUAUCGUGGAGUUGAAAGGAAUGCUGGACAACAUAAAACGGCAGCCCCUCCGCAGAGUGCCAUCCAGAAGGGGAAUUGGCAGAAAUGUUGGGGAAGCAGAGCUCUUGCAGGUUCUGCAGAGGAGGAGGAGAGCGAUGGGAGAGACCCAGGACCUGGUCCCCUCAACACAAACAAAGGAGCCCAAGCCAGGUGAUGUUCCCUGGGCAGGUGAGAGCGGCUGCGCCCCUGUGCUCCGGAGGCUGAAACAGAACAGAGAGAAGAGAGACUCUCGCAUCAGAGCAUCCGCACUGAUCAUCGGCCAGGGAAACUGAGAGCCCGAAUAUCGAAGAGGAACUCAUUACAUUACAUUACUUAUCAUCGCUGGAUAUGUGUUGAUUUAAUAUAUAACUGAAUUGAUUUUGUGACCCUGCCUAUUGAUUUUGGUCAAAGUUAAAACAAAGACUCAAAUAAAGCUCAAAUAAUGUCAGAAAACA
This is a messenger RNA of Micropterus salmoides (largemouth bass), 2110 nucleotides long. RefSeq names its product shootin 2 (gene shtn2). Lineage: Eukaryota; Metazoa; Chordata; Actinopteri; Centrarchiformes; Centrarchidae. The record is from RefSeq and is a predicted model, not a curated record. The transcript is spliced from 18 exons. Bases 122 to 1948 code for a protein of 608 amino acids.